AUGACGACUGGCUGUAUGAGGUCAACCCUGGAACCUGAACAUCGACUGACGACACAGGAGAGCAAACAUUACCAGGAGGCCCUGGAGAGCCUGGAGGACAGGAAGUCAGAGAUAAAGGAUGACAAGGAGGAGGGCAUCUGUGCUGAGAACCAAGAGGAGGACCAGCUGAAGAAACCUCGGAGGAAGGACACACCUGUCCUCAACUCCCCUCCACAUAUACCAGGAGUAAGACUGAUGAAGGCAGAGAAGCAGAUGGUCCACUUAGAGGACGAGGAGAAGGAUGUGAAGGAUUAG
Molecule: messenger RNA, 294 nt
Organism: Scomber japonicus (chub mackerel)
Lineage: Eukaryota; Metazoa; Chordata; Actinopteri; Scombriformes; Scombridae
Gene: ppp1r17
Product: protein phosphatase 1 regulatory subunit 17
Exons: 3
Coding region: 1-294 (97 amino acids)
Biological process (GO): regulation of phosphatase activity
Molecular function (GO): protein phosphatase inhibitor activity
Source: RefSeq, a predicted model, not a curated record